Armigeres subalbatus is the source of this 1548-nucleotide messenger RNA. RefSeq lists its product as uncharacterized. The transcript is spliced from 5 exons. Lineage: Eukaryota; Metazoa; Arthropoda; Insecta; Diptera; Culicidae. The record is from RefSeq and is a predicted model, not a curated record. Bases 68 to 1450 code for a protein of 460 amino acids. Gene Ontology annotation, cellular component: membrane. Gene Ontology annotation, biological process: transmembrane transport. Gene Ontology annotation, molecular function: transmembrane transporter activity.
GUAAAAAUGAUAAAAUUUGGUAUUGAUUCAGUUCGUUACCAACUGUUUCGGGGUCAAGACGUCGAAAAUGUCUGGUUUUGGACGGCAACUUGGAGCUGUGCUAAGCGGUAUUUUGUUGGUGUUCUGCGGAGGAAUACACAUAGGAUGGAGUAUUUUGCAUUUGUACAUGGGAGGAAACAAGUGGGCCGUUGGGAUCACUGUAGAUGAAUACCGAUUUGCAAUAUUAUCAUUCUUCACUGGUGUCGGAUUUAUUCUUAUCAUAAUGACCUUUUCGAGAGAUUGGCUUUCUACGCGUGUGUGGCUGAUGCUUUCUUCAUUUUUCUUCAUGAUAAACGGAAUAUUCUUCACAGCUAUGCCAACAGACUAUCCAGCUACGGUGGCAACACGAAUAAUUGCAGGUUUUGGUCACGGAAUUGCCCAUUUAGUGAUGUCGAUAUACAUUGGCGAAAUAGCUUCAAAACAGUAUAGAGGGAAGUUGAUUACCCUCAUGGUUUGGUCAAUCAUAGCUGGCAUAGCAGUAUUUUCUGUUAUAUCUAUGGUGACGACAAAUGUGAUAUUCAUGUUCGAUCCAGCGAUGCACGCAAAUAUGGCAUUGGGGAUAAUAAUUAUGCCGCUCAGCUUAGCUGCAUUUGUUCUCGCAUUUUUCCUCACAAUCGAGUCUCCCAUUUAUACGCUACUUGUUAAAAACGACGAAUCAACGGCACAGAAGAAUUUUCUAAAAUUGAGAGGCCAAGCAUUGGAAACUACUGGUACCACCGAGGAAUUUACCGAGAUGAAACUACUGGUGGCGGAAAGUAACAUGCUUUCCAAGUUCUUCAUUACUGAAGGUAACUUCAAGCCGUUCCAACUAGUACUAACAUUGAAGCUCGCUAAUUUAUUGUACUUCAACUACUCAAUGAAUAUCGCUAAAAUGUUAUUAAUGUCAGCGAUGCUCAUUUUAACUCCAACUAGCCCCAAUUGGGCACCUCCGAUUCUUAUGUUAAGUAAACUGGCGGCCGCUACCUUUGCAAUAUUGAUAAUCGACAUACUUCCUCGUCGCUUCCAAUAUGGCAUUUCAUCCACAUUCACUGGAACAUUCCUUCUCGCAUUUGGUAUUGUGCUUGCAACACAUGAUUUUAUUGAACCCUGGCUAGCCCCUUUCAUGUAUAUAACCGCUGAAGUGUUUGUUACAUUCGGUAUGCUCCCAGUUUCGGAAAUUCUACUCUCUGAGGCUUUCCCUCCUAAAAAGAAGGUUUUUUCUGUAGCAUCCGUGUUGAUCUGCGAGUAUGUAGGCCACAUGGUAGUUUACAUUAUUUAUUUCAAUGUAGAAAGUAGUUUAGCAAAUACAUACAUCAAGACUAUUGUCUUCGCCAGUGUUAUUCUACUGAAAUGCUUACUCGGUAUUUUGCUUAUUCCCGAUACAAGGAAUACCACGCCACGAGAAGCCGUCCAAAUCAUGUCCAAGCAUUAAACGAUCAACUAGUGUGUGGGAACCUAAUUUAGCGAUCAUCGUGCUUUUCCUAAUGUUAUACUCUGAAACAGACUGUUUAAAAUAUAAUUUACAAUUCA